GUGUAGAACCCCCAGGAUGGGGCACAGCCGGGUGGUUUGGCCAGCCGCGCUGCUGGCCCUUUUUGCCCUGCGAUGGGCAUCCGCUGGAUCACCGGGGGCCGGAGGAAGCUACUUGGGGGAUGUCAACGUUUCCGCCAUACUGGACUCCUUCAGUGUCAGCUACGACAAAAGAGUAAGACCGAACUACGGAGGCCCGCCUGUGGAUGUAGGAGUCACCAUGUACGUGCUGAGUAUCAGCUCCGUCUCCGAGGUUAUGAUGGACUUCACCCUGGAUUUCUACUUCCGACAAUUCUGGACAGAUCCCCGACUGGCGUUUCGAAAAAGGCCCGGCGUCGAAACGUUAUCUGUGGGAUCUGAGUUCAUCAAAAACAUCUGGGUACCUGAUACGUUUUUUGUCAAUGAGAAGCAGUCAUCCUUUCACAUAGCGACCACCCUAAAUGAAUUCAUUCGGAUACAUCAUUCAGGAUCGAUCACACGAAGUAUUCGACUCACCAUCACCGCAUCAUGCCCGAUGAACCUUCAGUAUUUUCCGAUGGACCGGCAGCUCUGUCACAUAGAAAUAGAAAGUUUCGGUUACACCAUGCGUGAUAUCCGGUAUAAGUGGAACGAGGGCCCCAAUUCGGUGGGGGUGUCAAACGAGGUGUCGCUGCCCCAGUUUAAGGUGCUUGGACACAGGCAGAGAGCCAUGGAGAUCAGUCUCACCACAGGAAACUACUCCAGAUUGGCCUGUGAGAUACAAUUUGUACGAUCCAUGGGUUACUAUCUCAUCCAAAUCUACAUCCCGUCCGGCCUUAUUGUCAUCAUUUCCUGGGUGAGCUUCUGGUUGAAUCGAAACGCAACUCCCGCUCGAGUCUCACUAGGAGUGACCACCGUGUUGACCAUGACCACCCUGAUGUCGUCUACAAACGCGGCGCUACCAAAAAUUUCCUACGUCAAGUCGAUUGAUGUUUACCUGGGGACCUGUUUCGUGAUGGUCUUCGCUAGUUUAUUAGAAUAUGCCACCGUAGGUUAUAUGGCAAAACGAAUACAAAUGCGAAAAAAUCGGUUUCUGGCGAUACAGAAAAUUGCCGAGCAAAAGAAACUGAAUGUCGAUGGUGGUCCCGAUGGGGACCAUGCCCCCAAACAAACAGUGCGCUUCAAAGUUCAUGACCCUAAGGCGCACAGCAAGGGCGGCACCCUGGAGAGCACCGUCAAUGGCGGCCGGGGCGGCGACAGGGGAGGCGGCGGGCCCGACGAAGAAGCUGCUGGCCCCACGCCCCAGCACAUCAUCCACCCUAACAAAGACGUCAACAAGCUGUACGGCAUGACGCCGUCAGACAUCGACAAAUAUUCCCGGAUAGUGUUUCCAGUGUGCUUCGUGUGCUUCAAUCUCAUGUACUGGAUAAUCUACCUGCACAUUUCCGAUGUCGUUGCGGAUGACCUAGUGCUGCUGGAGGUUGACAAGUAAAUGUCUGCUGUGAUCGUGGAGAUGGACAGUGUAAAGACUUGUGGUUUCGAGAUCACGGGACGGCUCCUUUUGAGGUGUUCUGUGUCGAGGUUGACAAGUGACAGGUCUACGGUUCCGUGGCUUUGCUAUAGACCAGCAGUUUUCCUUGAAAUUGCGGUAAGAUGUUAACUGAGUGAGUGGUGACUUCAGUAUCUAAUGUUAGAUUGCUUAUGUUAUAACUUGCACAUGUCAUUAUGAUAAAUCAAUAAUCAUGAAUGUAUUUUCAGGUAUUUGUAGGUUUCAGAUAGAGACGAAAAAUAAAAGAGUUGAGUAGAAGCAAUUGAAUCAAUUGGAAAGAAUUUCUCAGUCUAAUUUGAAUGCGAGUUCCAACAUGGAUUAUAUAAAAUUCCUCUCAACUAUUGUCAUUUUCGGCUGAAAAUAGUUGAAGCGAACAGAAAAAUAAUGUUUGAUUCUGCCGUCCCAAUGGGCUGUUUAUGAGGUUCUCAACUUUAAAUUCAUCUGUUUAAUGGAACACUAUGUCAAAUAUGAAAAUAAAAACCAAUACGAUGACUUUUCACAUAAUGCAGACAUUUUUGGAAUUCUAGGGUGUAUUUAUGAUGUAAUUUUUUAUAAUAACAUUAUUUUCCGAUAUUUUCUGAUAUUAAGACAAUAUAAAAAUGGCUGUAUUGUUGAAGGGUUGCUAUUGAUGGGCCAAAUAGGUACAACCCUUUCCUUGCAGGAAUUUAAAUUUGAGAAAGUCAAGGAAAGAUGAAAUGAGAUAAUUGAUCUUCUCUGAAAAUAUGAUGUUUUUCAUCAUACGAGCAUUUUCUAACUAAAAUAAAAAAAUUAUCGAUACCAAACUGCAACAACAAAAUACGUUUUACGACUUCCAAAACGCUUGUAACAUAUUAAAAUUCCAAAAAGUUAAUUGAUUAAUUUGUUUGUAUCAACCCACUCUCAAUUCAAAAAGAAAAAAACCUCUUUUUUAUUAUGCCUUCAUUAUUGGAAUCAAUCUUUCUUCAUUCUAUUCAUAACAAAUCCAAAAUAUAAAAUUCAGAUUUCAGUUCUGGUUGGUAACUUCGCAUCACUCAAAAUGAAACUUUAAAAAAAUUUCUAUCCCCUUCAUUUUACGAUAUUCUACAUCAGAAAAAACUCCAAUCAAUUCCUUACGUUUGCUACUUCUUCAAGACUUACAUAUAAUCUCAGAUUAUUCGGAAAUGUUUCAAGCAUAUUCAACUUACAGUUGUGACAUAUGAGUCAUUUAACAUUUUGACAUUUUCCUCGUUUAAAUAAAAACAGUAAUUUUUCAAUAUGGUUAAGGCUCUGAGAGAGCUUUGAGUAAGCUAGCCACUAGUCAGGAAGAAAUUCCAAAAAUCCACGACUUUCAA
This is a messenger RNA of Leptinotarsa decemlineata (Colorado potato beetle), 2814 nucleotides long. It is a transcript of the gene Rdl, whose product is annotated as Resistant to dieldrin. Gene Ontology annotation, cellular component: membrane. Gene Ontology annotation, biological process: monoatomic ion transmembrane transport. The record is from RefSeq and is a predicted model, not a curated record. Gene Ontology annotation, molecular function: GABA-A receptor activity; extracellular ligand-gated monoatomic ion channel activity. Lineage: Eukaryota; Metazoa; Arthropoda; Insecta; Coleoptera; Chrysomelidae.